This is a messenger RNA of Cooperia oncophora, 303 nucleotides long. The record is from the annotation of a GenBank genome assembly. NCBI's taxonomy places the organism in Eukaryota, Metazoa, Nematoda, Chromadorea, Rhabditida, Trichostrongylidae.
AUGACCGGAACAUAUGCCGGCCAGUUCGUUAUGGAGGGCUUCAUUCAAGUUUCGUGGCCAAAAUGGAAGAGAGUUCUGGUAACUCGAAGUAUCGCUAUACUACCAACACUGGCAGUGACCGUCGUUGCCAACGGUGUUCGCAGUUUAACUGGCAUGAAUGACUUCCUGAAUUGUAUUCAAAUGGUCCAGUUGCCGUUUGCUCUAAUUCCAAUCAUCACAUUCACAUCGAGUCGCAAAAUUAUGCACAGCUUCAGGAGUUCAAGGUCCAUCUCCAACUUUUUCUUUGAUAGCAGCGACCUAUAA